UGGCAAGAACGCUCCAUGGAUGUGGCUGAAGGCGUUGACCGUCUUCGAUAACAAAUGGAGCUGGGGUUGAGCGACUCUUGCCUACUUGUACCGACAGCUGGACGGUGUGUGUUGCAGGAUCACAGAUAGUGCAGGCAUUGGUGGUAAUUUGCUUCUACUUUCUGUAUGGAGCUGGGAGCGUCUGCCUGUUGGACGCCCGAAGAGCGUCAGGUUUGAUCCUUGGUAUGCAGAUGAACAUGACGAAUUACGGCGCCCCACGUGGGCUUACAAGUGGGAUAUCGUUUCCGAGAUGACGAAUGAUGUCAAUCUUAUGUACCAAAAGUACAUUGCCGAGUUGGACACGAUUACGCCUGAGCAGGUGGAAUGGCAGCCAUAUGGUGCGGGUGAGAGCUUGGGAUACACCGAGGAGUUCCGCCUCAACCCGAUGUGCUUGUGGGAUAAGGAUCUCUGGCUUAUGCGGUGCCCACUGAUAUGCAACUGGGUGGUUGAGUUUCAUUUGCCGCAUCGCGUGUAUCGUCAGUUUGGUCUGUUCCAGCCUCACCCGCCGGACUGGGUGGACACGGACAAAGCACUUCAUAGGUUGGACAGGAGAAGGCAGCGGAAGAUAAAGGACUGGGACAAGCAUCAUGCUUCGUAUGUUAUCCGCUUCCAGCUUUCUGUGGAGCAAGCUCGUAGCACUGCAUGCGCCCCGCUUCGUGAGCACAGCCAACAAGAUUUUGAUAACUACGUACGAUGGUUUAUUGGAAUUACUCGAGUUGAGAUAUUGCCGCCGGCAUAUAAUGAGGAUAUUCUUAAAGAAUCCGUAAACUUUGAGGAUCUAGCAAAGGGGAAGUACAACAGAGAUGUCAGGAAAGGGCAAGGAGUCCCUGUUGUUCCGGUGAUUAACUAUGUGCGCACCGAGAUCAAGAAAGCAGCUGAUGAGAGCCAGUCUAUUCUGGAGAAGACACCGGUUGGAACUGGCAAUGAUGAUGGUUCACUACGAGCAUUCCUCAAGCGUCAGGCCAAGAAGUUAAGGCGGUUAUCGAACCUUCUCGGUUGUCAUGAUCCUGAAUAUGAUGAACCAUCUGCCUCUAGGUCUGGUACACCAUCAGACCCCGCAUCUCACCAUGAGGGGGACGAUGUGAGUUCCUCAUAUGCUUAUAUGGAUGAUGAGGGUGCGUGUGCAGCGCCCAAGGCCAAGGCGCUGCACUAUGUAGUGUGGCGCCUCGCCCAUAGGUGCUGCACACCUGGACAUGUCAGUUCAGAGAGCAACAGAAGCAUUCCAGUAGGUUUUGCACAGUGUGGCGCCUAG
Messenger RNA from Triticum aestivum (bread wheat), 1291 nucleotides. RefSeq lists its product as uncharacterized. Gene Ontology annotation, biological process: meristem development; meristem maintenance. Lineage: Eukaryota; Viridiplantae; Streptophyta; Magnoliopsida; Poales; Poaceae. The coding region runs from base 290 to 1291 and encodes 333 amino acids. The transcript has 7 exons. The record is from RefSeq and is a predicted model, not a curated record.